CUCUUUUAGCGCCAUCUGCUCGCGGCGCCGCCUCCCGCUCCUCCCGCCGCUCCCGCCGCCGCCCUCGCCCUGAGUCACUGCCUGCGCAGCUCCGGCCGCCCGGCUCCGCGCCCGAGCCUCCUGGAACGAUAUUUGGAGCUCUUACAAGAUGGCAGACAUUGACAACAAAGAACAGUCUGAACUUGAUCAAGACUUGGAUGACGUUGAAGAAGUAGAAGAAGAAGAAAUGGGUGAAGAAACAAAAAUCAAAGCGCGUCAGCUGACUGUUCAGAUGAUGCAAAACCCUCAGAUCCUUGCAGCCCUUCAGGAAAGACUGGAUGGUCUGGUAGACACACCAACAGGAUACAUUGAAAGCCUUCCUAAAGUAGUCAAAAGACGGGUGAAUGCCCUCAAAAACCUUCAAGUUAAAUGUGCACAGAUAGAAGCCAAGUUCUACGAGGAAGUUCAUGAUCUUGAAAGGAAGUAUGCUGUUCUCUAUCAGCCUUUAUUUGAUAAGCGAUUUGAGAUCAUUAAUGCAAUUUAUGAACCUACAGAAGAAGAAUGUGAGUGGAAACCAGAUGAGGAGGAAGAAAUUUCGGAGGAACUAAAAGAAAAGGCCAAGGUUGAAGACGAGAAAAAGGAUGAAGAAAAAGAAGACCCUAAAGGGAUUCCUGAAUUUUGGUUGACAGUUUUUAAGAAUGUUGACUUGCUCAGUGAUAUGGUUCAGGAACAUGAUGAACCUAUUCUGAAGCACUUGAAAGAUAUUAAAGUGAAGUUCUCAGAUGCUGGCCAGCCUAUGAGUUUUAUCUUAGAAUUUCACUUUGAACCCAAUGAAUAUUUCACUAAUGAAGUGUUAACAAAGACGUACAGGAUGAGGUCAGAACCAGAUGAUUCUGAUCCCUUUUCUUUUGAUGGACCAGAAAUUAUGGGUUGUACAGGGUGCCAGAUAGAUUGGAAAAAAGGAAAGAAUGUUACUUUGAAAACCAUUAAAAAGAAGCAGAAACACAAGGGGCGUGGGACAGUUCGUACUGUGACUAAAACAGUUUCCAAUGAUUCUUUCUUUAAUUUUUUUGCCCCUCCUGAAGUUCCUGAGAAUGGAGAUCUGGAUGAUGAUUCCGAAGCCAUACUGGCUGCAGACUUUGAAAUUGGUCACUUUUUACGGGAGCGGAUAAUCCCAAGAUCAGUGUUAUACUUUACUGGAGAGGCUAUUGAGGAUGAUGAUGAUGAUUAUGAUGAAGAAGGAGAAGAAGCUGAUGAGGAAGGGGAAGAAGAAGGAGAUGAGGAAAAUGACCCUGACUAUGACCCCAAGAAGGAUCAGAACCCAGCAGAGUGCAAACAGCAGUGAAGCAGCUGUCUGGCCUUGAGGACGGCCUACCCUGGCCUACCUUCUGCUUUCCUGGAAAGGAUGGAAUUACAUCAUUUGAACUUAUUUUGAGUUUUUCUCUUAUUUGCCUAAUUUUGUUUUAUAGCCUAAAAUAAAAAUGUCAACAGUUCUAGUCCUCACAGGGUGAUGUUUCAGUUUGUACUGGUUGAGACUAUUGUGGAGGGUUAGCUUGAGUUCAGGGAUAGCUUUCCAUAGUGAACAACUUUGGAAGAGAUAAUAGGCAUGGGCUUUUUAAAAGGACUAACAGGUGAUGUGUGGUACUUUUUUUUUUUUUUUAACAGGUUAAGUUCCAUUUGUUUAUUUCUGACACAUAGUGUUCAAGAAUGAGUAGUGUGACCUUCGGCCAUGCUCCUGUUUACUGUGGGCGAUUAGGAAGGGGUAGCACUGUUGAUUUAACUACCUCACAGAUAUAUUAAGACAUAUUGGGGUAAUUUCUCACAAACUUUCCCAGUCUUAACUAAAUCUCAAAAAAAAAAAAAAAAAUCUGGUCUCUGUACCACAAGUGUGAUGUUCAGCAUUAUAUUCACACUAAAUUUGGCUAAUUAAACUGGAGAAUUAAAGUAGAUCUCGAAAUUAUUGUACAAUUUAAAGACUGCCCUUUUUUUUACGUUUCCUCCCCCCACCCUCCCCUUUUUCAGGUGUUUCAAGUGACCACAGUUUAAUGAAUCCCAAAGUGAUAAAUACCUCAGGCUAAUUACUGUUCAUUUUGGGGAAGGAACUUGUUUUCACAGGGUAUAUUAAUUGGAUUGUACUUGGAGGACAGUAUCAUUCCUGCUGUUAAUAAAAUUUGUUUUACAUUGAAGUUUUUUUUCUUUAGUGGAGAGAUAAUAGUUCUUUUUGUGAAAUUUUAGUAUUGCGGUCUUAGGGUAUGAACACCUUUUUAACUACUGGAAGCCCUUAACCUGUUAUAUUUGCUUUAUUUUGAAAAUGGUUGGUUGCUUUCUAUUAGAUGGUUUGUGCUAUUUUCAGUAAUCAUAGUUCAUCUAAACACAGCUUAUUUUCUUGACCAUUGAAGUUUCUAACCUAAAGGUAGAAGAACCCCACCUUCUCAAGGAACUAGCACAGUCUUUCCCGCCCUCCCUUCCUUAGGAAGUAGCUGUUGCCAAAGUGAUCGGGUAGUUGGUGGCUCUUGUAUAAUGGAUGUGCUUUGUGGAUGGACACUGGGGAUCAGUGUUCAUGAUGACAUUUGGUUGCUCCCCAAAUGGUUCUACCCCAUUCCAGAAGUUUGAAAUGUGUAAUUUGAAAUCCUUAAUAAAAUUGGAUCUACUUUUAUAAAA
This is a messenger RNA of Phodopus roborovskii (desert hamster), 2640 nucleotides long. It is a transcript of the gene Nap1l1, whose product is annotated as nucleosome assembly protein 1 like 1. Gene Ontology annotation, molecular function: histone binding; chromatin binding. The coding region runs from base 149 to 1324 and encodes 391 amino acids. Gene Ontology annotation, cellular component: nucleus; chromatin. NCBI's taxonomy places the organism in Eukaryota, Metazoa, Chordata, Mammalia, Rodentia, Cricetidae. The record is from RefSeq and is a predicted model, not a curated record. The transcript is spliced from 16 exons. Gene Ontology annotation, biological process: nucleosome assembly.